AUGUUUUCAGCUGCUCGUUCAGAUACUUUGUUCUUAGGGGCUCAGAAAGUAACUGGUGAUGAUGUGCGUAACCAAACAGUUUUAGCUGCACAAACAGUAGCCAAUGUUGUCAAAUCAUCGUUAGGACCUGUUGGAUUGGAUAAGAUGUUGGUUGACGAUAUUGGAGAUGUUACUGUUACCAAUGAUGGAGCUACUAUCCUAGCAUUAUUGGAUGUCCAGCAUCCAGCAGGGCAAAUUUUGGUCGAAUUGGCUCAACAACAAGAUCGUGAAGUUGGUGAUGGAACUACUUCGGUUGUUAUCAUUGCUGCUGAAUUAUUGAAACGUGCCAAUGAAUUGGUGAAGCAUAAAAUACAUCCUACUACGAUUAUAAGUGGAUAUAGGUUAGCAUUGAAGGAGUCAAUUAGAUAUAUUAAUCAAAUAUUGUCACAGAAUGUUGAUCAUUUGGGAAAAGAGACUUUGAUAAAUAUUGCAAAGACAUCAAUGUCAUCAAAAAUUAUUGGAGCUGAUUCUGAUUUUUUUAGUAAAAUGGUUGUUGAUGCUAUGUUGGCUGUAAAGACUACAAACACCAAGGGAGAAACCAAGUACCCUGUUAAAGCAGUAAACAUCUUGAAGGCACAUGGUAAAUCAGCUUUAGAAUCAGUAUUGGUUGAAGGUUAUGCGUUAAAUUGUACUGUUGCAUCACAAGCUAUGGUGAAGGAGGUCAAGAAUGCUAAAAUUGCUUGUCUUGAUAUCAAUUUGCAAAAGGCAAGAAUGGCAAUGGGUGUGCAAAUAAACAUCGAAGAUCCUGAUCAAUUGGAAGAAAUUAGAAAAAGAGAAUACGGAAUUAUUAUUGAACGAAUUCAAAAGAUUAUAGCCAGUGGUGCUAAUGUUAUAUUAACCACCAAGGGAAUCGAUGAUUUAUGUUUGAAGGAGUUUGUUGAGAAUGGAUGUAUGGCAGUUAGACGUUGUAAAAAGGAAGAUUUAAGAAGAAUUGCUCGUGCCACUGGUGCUACAUUAGUAUCGUCCUUGAGUAAUUUGGAAGGUGAAGAAACAUUUGAAGCAAGUAAUUUAGGUUCAGCACAAGAAGUGGUUCAAACAAGAAUUAGUGAUGAUGAAUGUAUAUUAAUCAAGGGAACCAAACAACAUUCCUCAAGUUCAAUAAUUUUAAGAGGUCCAAAUGAUUAUUCAUUAGAUGAAAUGCAAAGAUCGAUAAAUGAUUCGCUUUCAGUAGUUAAAAGGACAUUGGAAAGUGGAAAUGUUGUGCCUGGAGGAGGAGCAGUUGAAACUGCGUUAAACAUCUAUUUGGAAAAUUUUGCCUCAACAGUGGGGUCAAGAGAUCAAUUGGCAAUUGCCGAAUUUGGAAACGCAUUAUUGAUUAUCCCCAAGACAUUAGCUCUCAAUGCAGCUAAAGAUGCGCCGGAAUUGGUAUCAAAAUUAAGAACUUAUCAUGCUGCAGCUCAAUUAGCCAAGACUGAUGAUGAAAAGAGGAAAAAAUACAAGAAUUAUGGAUUGGACUUAAUUAAUGGUAAAAUUGUUAAUGAAGCUACUCAGGGUGUUUUAGAACCAACAAUUUCUAAAAUCAAAGCCUUAAAAUCGGCAUUGGAAGCUUGUGUUUCUAUUUUAAGAAUUGACACCAUUAUUGAGGUACAUCCAGAACCACCAAAGGAAGAUCCACAUGCUCAUUAA
Molecule: messenger RNA, 1665 nt
Organism: Lodderomyces orthopsilosis Co 90-125
Lineage: Eukaryota; Fungi; Ascomycota; Pichiomycetes; Serinales; Debaryomycetaceae
Gene: TCP1
Product: chaperonin-containing T-complex alpha subunit
Exons: 1
Coding region: 1-1665 (554 amino acids)
Biological process (GO): protein folding
Cellular component (GO): chaperonin-containing T-complex
Molecular function (GO): ATP binding; ATP hydrolysis activity; ATP-dependent protein folding chaperone
Source: RefSeq, a predicted model, not a curated record